AAACUGUGUUUAGUUUCCCGAAUCUAUAAAAGCUUCCCGCAACUUGGCAGGCUGCAUUCACUAGUGCAGAGUCCACGUUCAGCAACGAUCAUGGGAAGAAGUUAUUCCCCUUGGAGACAUUGAGUGCGAUUCAAGUGAAAAACCAAACGGUGGGACACAUUUUCCGACGAUAGGUGAAAAGUGAACAGUGAUUUUAUCCCGAGGCAGAGCUAUCACGGCUGCUCUGUGGGGAAAGUGCCAUCAUGGCAGCAGAAGAAAGCAAUCCCAUGCAGCCACUGUGCGACGGAGGAUCUCCGAAGGUGCUACAUGCGAAGAAAAACGUUGAAGAUUCACAGAACGUCAGCCUUCCCGAAGCGAUAACGGUCAGCUUGUAUACAGAGAAUGCGUUGAACUCGACUGAAUCAGGUGGAACUACUCGCGAGAAAUGGACCAGGAAUAUCGAGUUCCUGCUUUCGUGCGUGGCACUGUCCGUUGGAUUCGGGAACGUUUGGAGGUUUCCCUACACGGCACUGAACAAUGGAGGCGGUGCGUUCGUUAUCCCGUAUUUGGUGGUACUGCUGGUCGUUGGACGACCGCUGUACUACCUGGAGAUGGUUGUUGGGCAGUUUUCGAGCAGAGGAUGCGUUAAGGUGUUCGACUUGUGCCCGUUGAUGCGUGGUGUCGGAGUUGGACAGACUAUAACGAUGUUCACGAUCGUCGGAUAUUAUGCAGCGCUGCUGUCGCUGGCUAUGCGAUACUUCGUAGACUCGUUCCAGUACACUCUUCCGUGGUCCGAGUGUCGUUCGGAUUGGGAUUGCGUAGACUCAUCUAAGGCUUCGAUUCACAUUUCCAACAGUACGACUACGAAGCCAUCUGCAGAGUUCUACUUCACAAAGACUGUUACGGAACAAUUCUCAGAUCUUGAAAACGGGAUCGGCAUUCCAAAUUACCAGCUAGUUCUCUGCUUGCUGGUCAGCUGGGUAUUGAUAACAGUGCUCGUAAUCAAAGGAAUCAAGAGCUCCGGCAAAGCAUCCUACUUCCUUGCCAUCUUUCCGUACGUUAUCCUUUUUGGCUUACUGGUCCGUGCCGUCACUUUGGACGGAGCAUUUGAUGGCAUCCGGUACUUGAUCACACCUCAGUGGGACAAACUUCUGGACACUGAAGUUUGGUACGAGGCCGUAUCUCAAUGCUUUUUCUCCCUUACCGUUGGUUUGGGAGCCGUGAUAGUGUACUCUUCGUUCAACAGUUUCUCCAAUAACAUCUACCGCGACGCCAUGAUCAUCUCCUGGCUGGACACUUUCACCUCGAUGCUCUCGGGAGUGAUCGUAUUUGGAGUGGUCGGUAACGUAGCCUACAUAACCAAGAAGAACGUAACGGAUGUCAUGAAAGGAGGUCCAGAGUUGACGUUUGUGGUGUAUCCGGACGCUAUUGCCAAGAUGCCCACGUGGCCCAAUUUCUUCGCGGUGAUGUUCUUCCUGAUGUUCAUCCUGCUUGGUUUGGGCAGUAAUAUGGGAAUUGUGACGACGAUCUUGACCUCGAUCAAGGAUCGCUAUCCGGGAGUGAAAAUCUGGAAGGUGGUUAUCGCGAUCGCGGUGGCAGGGUUCUGCUGCGGACUGGUGUACAUCUCACCCGGCGGGUUCUACGUACUAGACGUGGUAGACUACUAUGGCGUUACGUUCCCCACUUUGGUACUGGUAGUUCUGGAAGCGUUCACCUUCUGUUGGCUGUAUGGCGUAAAUCGUAUCUGUAUGGAUAUCAAAUUCAUGCUCGGCAUCAAAACUGGAAUUUUCUGGAGAAUAUGUUGGGGUUUCCUGACACUGUCCAUCCUUAUUACCAUCACUUGUAUGCAAGUAUUCAAAUACAAAGCAAAAAAGGUGCCCCAUGGCUAUAACGUUUUCGGUUGGUGUCUCUUCGGCGUGACCGUACUUCAAGUUGUUGGUUGGGCCAUCUAUGCCACUGCCCGGCAACCACAGAGCAGUUUUGGAAGUAAACUAUGUAAUGCCCUCAAGCCAACUGAUGAUUGGGGUCCAGAAUCUGAGCAGGUUAAACGGAACUACAAUGUAACGGUGGCAAAGCGCAAAACAAAACGUUCCAGAAUAAAAACACUGCGAGCGAGAGUAUUUAAAAAUGUUUCGAAAUGAUUACAUGUACACAUUAUCGUAGUAUAUCUUAGAUCUAAAGUAGGUUAUAAAGUUGUACAAACCAAAAUACAGAAUACCAUAGCCACUGGAUAGAGAAAUAGUGGGUGCACUGCCUAAACUUGAUGAACCUUAGAAGCAUUA
Aedes albopictus (Asian tiger mosquito) is the source of this 2261-nucleotide messenger RNA. RefSeq names its product sodium-dependent nutrient amino acid transporter 1-like. Gene Ontology annotation, molecular function: L-amino acid transmembrane transporter activity. Lineage: Eukaryota; Metazoa; Arthropoda; Insecta; Diptera; Culicidae. The record is from RefSeq and is a predicted model, not a curated record. Gene Ontology annotation, biological process: sodium ion transmembrane transport. Gene Ontology annotation, cellular component: plasma membrane. Bases 243 to 2120 code for a protein of 625 amino acids. The transcript has 6 exons.